Colletotrichum lupini is the source of this 1815-nucleotide messenger RNA. RefSeq lists its product as uncharacterized. The coding region runs from base 1 to 1815 and encodes 604 amino acids. The record is from RefSeq and is a predicted model, not a curated record. The transcript has 5 exons. Lineage: Eukaryota; Fungi; Ascomycota; Sordariomycetes; Glomerellales; Glomerellaceae.
AUGUCUGUCUCAUCUCCCGACAACGGUUCUUUUCAAUCCCCUUUCGCCAGCAUGUCUUCGAACGCCUCAGAUCACUCCGGCCGCAAUUCUCUGCGCCCCAACUCCAUUCAGAGAGUUCCGUCGACAAAUUUGAACUUGAUGAGCCCCAGCGAUAUUGUUGGACCUUCACCAGUCACUUCAACAGGUACUGAAACAACAGAAAUCGAGGACGAAGAGGCGGAGGAGGUUCAGGCCCGGCCUAAUGUUACCAAUCCGGCACCACAUCCUCAGCUCAUGAUGCUCUCGACCAACAUUCCCGAUCAUUUGCGGCAGAGUAGCAGUGAAGAAGCCGUAUCAGUCAUACAUGCGCCGGAAAGCUUCCAUAGCUGGGUAAAAAUCGACGAGGCUAGAGAAGUAGAGACCGAUACCGAAAAUUACGACGAAGAGCCCUUCGCUACCCCUGCCUUGCCUCAGGAGGAUUCGGAAAUCAGGGCUCUACGAACCGCUCUCCAAGAGUGCUGGACAUUGUGUAACACGUUAGCGAACUUGAGCUCGAUUCAUCGAACACGGAUGUUCAAUAGCUCAGGUACUCCCGAUGCUCACGAAAAAGCUUGGAUGGCGUGCUGGAGGCUUUGCCAGCGCCUGUAUGACAACCGCGACGAAGACCACUAUGAUCACCACGUCCGAGAGAAUCUCGAUCAUUGCCGAGACUUUUGCCAGUCCCUUUUCGACGUCCGGCAGAGGAAGGAUGAAGUUGCUGAUUCUGUUUUGAGAGUCAGUUUUGAACUGAAUAACCACGCUCAGGACAUCCAGAACCUCCCAGAACCCUUCCGGGAGCGUACUUUAGAUUUCUAUAUUACUCUUUGCCAUCGAUUGAUGAAACAGCGAAGCGAAUUGGCCGAUGAGACGGACUCUUUGCUGAAGGCGUGUUGGUCACUUGCCGAGAUGCUUUUCAGUCUGAGACAGAAUAAGCGUGACGGAAGAGCUCCUGACGAGGAGCUCUUGUGUUCUGCGGUACAGGCAUGCUGGGAGCUUUGCGACCUCUUCAGAGACGGGUGGACUCAAGUGCGGCCAGACCGAAACACCCCACGACCGAGCCAGACGAGCUUCUUCGGCCAUCAGCAGCAGUAUGAUCAACCUGCUCGAGGUGAGAGCAGAGCGUCGAACCGAUCAUCAUACUCAAAGAGGGAAAGUCACAAAAGCCUGACCGAGGAACGGCCACGGAAGCCGCCACCAGUUCCUGAAACUCCCGUGACCGAAUUUGAAGACACGCCGAUCUCUCCAGAGAGCUCCUCACCCCGAGUGCCAAAUAUUCUUGUUCUAGGCACAACAUCUGAUAGCGGACGCGGGGGACGGUGGUCAAGCAGCGCUUCGCAAUUGUCGAGCUACUCGCAAAGCAGCAACAAGACAUCAAGCACGGCAACAACGACUACGGCAGGCGAGGACAGCAACAGCAACCGCAUCAAAGCCCUCGUCAUUAAGGCUGCCAUGAACGUUGGCUUUACUCGAGACCCGGCUCUUGACAGUAAAGCCGAGAAGUCAGCUCUCCAAGCCUUUGUCAAGCAUAUGCCCACGGGCUCCUUCGGGUCCUUGCCUGCGCACUCGACACUUUUACAGCACUACAAGAACCUCGUGCAUGCCGAUUCGGCGUUCAGGGGAUCCUCGCUGCUUCCGGCCCAUGGCAAACGUAUCUCGGCGCAUGACCUGGCCAAAAGCGUUCACUACAUGAGCCAAAGAUCUAGCCAGUAUAUAUUCUUGCGCGACCUGUACAGGCUCGUGUUUGGCUUCCCACCAGAGGAGGGCGAGUCGAGGAAAUCAACAACCAUCGUGGUCUGA